Molecule: messenger RNA, 3994 nt
Organism: Mesocricetus auratus (golden hamster)
Lineage: Eukaryota; Metazoa; Chordata; Mammalia; Rodentia; Cricetidae
Gene: Npsr1
Product: neuropeptide S receptor 1
Exons: 9
Coding region: 202-1317 (371 amino acids)
Biological process (GO): neuropeptide signaling pathway; positive regulation of release of sequestered calcium ion into cytosol
Cellular component (GO): cytoplasm; membrane
Molecular function (GO): neuropeptide receptor activity; vasopressin receptor activity
Source: RefSeq, a predicted model, not a curated record
GUCAGGCAGCUCUCUUCAAUGAGGUGGGCUCAGGAAGGGCUCCGUGCCUCCGCUCCGGUGAGCAAUAGCCAGAAGCCUUGAGAGGCAGGAGAGGUGCUGAGCAGUCGAUCAGCAGCUGCUGCCCCGGCUCUCAGGAGGCCAACUGGACUCUCUCACCCGGCUGCAAGGGCAAGGACAGUGAGACUCGACCCUGCCUGAGCCAUGCCACUCAACCUCACAGAGGGCAACUCACAUGCCAACCAGACUGUGCCAACACUAGAUGCUUCCCCAGCAGCUUGCACUGAAGUUGUCACCUUCACUGAAGUGCUGGCGGCAGAGGAGUGGGGGUCCUUCUACUCCUCCUUUAAGACAGAACAGCUGAUAACCCUGUGGGUCCUGUUUGUUUUCACCAUCGUGGGAAACUCUGUUGUGCUGUUCUCCACGUGGAGAAGGAAAAGAAAGUCCAGAAUGACCUUCUUUGUGACUCAGUUGGCCAUCACAGACUCCUUCACAGGACUGAUCAAUAUCCUGACAGACAUCAUUUGGCGAUUCACUGGAGACUUCAUGGCCCCCGACCUGGUCUGCAGAGUCGUCCGUUAUUUGCAGGUUGUCGUGCUGUAUGCCUCUACCUAUGUCCUGGUGUCCCUCAGCAUAGACAGAUACCAUGCCAUCGUUUACCCCAUGAAGUUUCUUCAAGGAGAGAAGCAAGCCAAAGUCCUCAUUGGGAUAGCCUGGAGCCUCUCAUUCCUGUUCUCCAUCCCCACACUGAUCAUUUUUGGGAAAAGGACACUCUCCAAUGGUGAGGUGCAGUGUUGGGCACUGUGGCCCGAUGACUCCUACUGGACCCCGUACAUGACCAUCGUGGCCUUUCUGGUGUACUUCAUCCCCCUGACAAUUAUCAGUGUCAUCUAUGGCCUUGUGAUCCGAACUAUUUGGAUUAAAAGCAAAGCCCAUGAGACGGUGAUUUCCAACUGCUCUGAUGGCAAACUAUGCAGCAGCUACAAUCGAGGGCUCAUCUCAAAAGCAAAAAUUAAAGCCAUCAAGUAUAGCAUUGUCAUUAUCCUCGCUUUCAUCUGCUGCUGGAGCCCUUACUUCCUCUUUGACAUGCUGGACAAUUUCAACCUCCUUCCGGACACCAAGGAGCGUUUCUAUGCCUCCGUGAUUAUCCAGAACCUACCAGCCCUGAACAGUGCCAUCAACCCCCUCAUCUACUGCAUGUUCAGCAGCACUAUCUGCUUCCCCUGCAAGGAGCAGAGGUCACAGGACUCCAGAAUGACAUACCGAGAGAGAAGUGAGAGGCAAGAGAUGCAGAUCCUCUCCAAGCCGGAAUUCAUCUAAACCCUGAAGCAGUGGUGCUACACCGAGCACAUCAGCCCUCCUGGAGCUCCAUCACCAGUUAGUGGAUGUGCAUGAAUCUUGAGCCAGCCCACCCCCCCCAAUCCUGUAUCACCUAGCAGUUGCAUGAGGCAAACUUUCCAGUGAGAGCAUGCCAGCUGCAGUGCGAGCACUAGCCAACAUGAACCCAUCACCUCUUCAUGUCACCUAGGAAAAACACUUCUCUCUUCCUAAUUUCCCCCAGCCCUCCUUCCCACAGCUCAGCAUCUGCACCAGCAGUGGCCCUGGGUCCCUGUGACAUGACGACACAGACAAGCAGAAAGAUAUCAGGGGGCUAUCCCUAUGUCAUCUAAUUAUAAUUUUUAAAGUAAAUACAAGACUUAACAAAGAUUAGACGUCUUUCUAUCUGUUUUGUAUUGGAAAUUUGUUUGGUAUAGAUGAGAUGUUUGCCCCUGAAAUGCCAAGAAACUCACAUGCAAAGCCUGGUACUGUACGCAUCCUCUGUGUGCAGGAGGGGUUGGCAAGAGCAAGCCCCAAGCCUAUAGCAUUGUGAUUUCUUAAAGGGACAGCACAGCUUCCUGCUGAACUAGGUCACCAUGUAGGCACAUUCUCACCAGCAGAAAGGUCACACCAAAUAGUGACAGACCCUUGACCAUGAAUCCCAGAGAGUGCAGAGACCUGGAACUUGUGGCUCUUUGAGACUGCAUGAAGACUUUCCCUCCCUGUAUUCAACAUUCAAGCCACUAUGAGCUCCAUUCCAUACACCUCAGGGACAUGUCUGCCCCUUAUCACUCUCAGAAUCAUCUUCAGCUGGGAACUCAGCUCUGUGGCUUUCCCAACAUGAUGUUCUUGCAAGCUCUUUGCUGUCUGUGUGCCGUAGCCUUUGUCUAUCUGACACCUCUGCAAGGAAGUGCUGGUGGGGCUUAUUUUGACAGGUCUGCAAUUCAGUAUUUAUAAGUAUAACUCAAAUGAAAUAUGACUAAAUGUUUUCUAGUCAAUUUUUUUCUUCAGAUUUUGCCAGAAGUGGAAAUGGCAUCAUUUGACUGUGUGUACAUCUCCACCCACGGCCCUGUGACGCUCGUGAGCAUCCUAUAUUUAGCUUCUCAUACAGUCUUUGACAUUGAAAUCUCCUUGGCAAAAUCAUCCCUUCCAGAGUUUAAACCUUUUCUUGUCCUUUUUGCUGACUGCUGGGUAGACUCAUUAAUAUGUUCAGUCUAUUUUAACAACACCUCAUUCCUCAUUAUUGGGUCAGCUCAGAGACAGCCUGCUUAAGGUCAUGGUGGCAAUUUUUCCCCAAAUUUAUUUUUCAAUUUCAUCUGACAUUAGGGAAAUCAUCUCUUUAGGCAAAAAUCAGACACUUUACCAAGUGUCUCUCAAAAAAUUAUUUCCUAAGUUUGAGGAGCUAGAAUAAUUUACCUUUCUGUCCACCCAACAAUUUUGAAGGCUACUUCACUCUUCCUCCAAUCAGCUAAACACGAGCAGGCAGAAGCUCUGAGUGGCUGAGAAGAACUUUUCAACAUUUCCCUUUAAAUCAAGAUGUACCACAGAAGACUCACUGAACUGUUGCCGAAAUAGCUGCCUGUGCAGGAGCCAAUUAACAAGCAGAAUCUGGCGGGUAUCCUGGCUAGCAAAACAGGAGGCCCAGGUUCCUGAUAGAUGUUCUCAAUCUCUGUCAGGUUCUGGUCUGCAGGAUGUGUCACAUGUCUACACCAUCCAUCAAUCGAUUCUUAAAGUUAAAGAUAGAGUGCGAUGAGGGCCAUUGUGCCAUCUGUGGACUGUGUAGAUAGCUGUUUUGAGGAUCUGUCUCUCAUCCGCAGAGCAGCCUGGAGAUCAGAAGAUAAUGGGACAGAUUUCCGUAGGAAGCCGCCAUUUAGGCAGAGCUUGAUUUAUACUGAUAUGGAGUCUGAAAUCUUCAUCGACAUCAUUUUCCUAACUUGGGAGACAGUCUAAGCAUGUUAGUCAGAAGUCUUAUGACCUUGGGUGAUUCAUCCUGUGUCUCUGGGCGUCACUCCUCUGUCUGUAACAUGGGGCCAAAAUAACACUGGAACAGAGGGUGUCGAGGUCUGGAGCCCGUGAUGGAUUAAAUUAGACCUGCAGAAAGUUCUGCUAGACUUCUUCCCUUUCAAGACUAACACUUCAGUGACUCAAGGUUGAGUCAUUUGCAUUUUGGAGGUAUGACUUUUAUCUUUACCAGAUGAACUCAGAAACUAAUAUAGCAUCCCAACCAGGAAAGAGUGUGAUGCUGUAUAGAAAAUCACUAUGUAAGCCACAACCUUGCUAUCUAUAGCCUUUGAUGCUCCACAGGACUAGAAAAGGCAACACCGUGGUGUAUAAAAUGAAAGUGUAUACUAUCCACACUAAGAUGUCAAGGAUGUGUGUAUACAUUAUUGCACAGCUUCAGGGACAGGUAAAGGUUUGGGUUAACAGAGUAGCUGCAUUUAAUAUGUUCAACCACAGUACAGAAAAUGGCUCUGGCUCUGCUCUACUGAACUAAAUUCACUGUGGUUAAAGAGUCUUCUCCGUCAGGGCAUAUUUGCAACUCAAUUUAAUUAAGGUUUAAUUUCAUCACGAGAUGGUUCCCACAGGCCGCCCCGCCCCUUCCCCGAUGCACUAAUAAUACCUUGUGAAUGACUUUCCACUGUGAUAACAAUGAGAAUAAAGCACCUUUGAACUAGUCUAA